Molecule: messenger RNA, 5595 nt
Organism: Cladocopium goreaui
Lineage: Eukaryota; Dinophyceae; Suessiales; Symbiodiniaceae
Source: the annotation of a GenBank genome assembly
AUGCAGGGCCAGAACUCAGAUGAAGAUCACAUCUGCUACUAUAUGGCUAGAAAACGACGGCUGGAACGUGUCUAUCAAGUUGCAGGUGAAGCCAGUCAAGCUCGAGACCACUUCCGGCUCUAUCAGGCGAUCAGACAACUUGCACCCAAACAACAAUUCUGUCGGUUGCAAAUCAGAUCAUCAGAUGGCAAUAUCAUGACACCUGGACAGGAAGCUGAUCUUUUGGCUCAGUGGUUUACCGAGCUCUACCAGGACACUGAAUCACCACCUGCUCUUCCCUUCAACUGGCCAUUCACCAGUUCAGAAUUUUGUGAAGGACUGCGAUCCCUGCCUCUACGGAAGGCACUUGCCCCGGAGUAUGUGCCAUCACCAUUUUGGAAACUGACAGCUCAACAGGUCUCCACUUAUUUGGAUCCUGCCCUACAUGAAUGGAGCUCCAAUGCCAGGUUUCCUCAGUGCUGGAGUGAUGGAACCUUGGUCUUCUUGCCGAAGACCAAAAAGAGGACACAAACACCCUCUGAACUACGUCCCAUAUCGUUGUUGGAACCAUGCGGUAAAUCAGUCAUGGGCAUGUGCGCAUCACAAAUCUUGGCUCACACUUGGCAGGAACUUCAACGAUGGCCGCAGUUUGCAUAUCUUCCAGCCAGAGGUGUAGACGAGGCUCUUCACAGAAUCCUUCAGCAUUGUCGGAGACAGCGUGACUCUCAGAAGAGACAUUGCUUGGAUCCCCAUGACGUGAUCUUACUGACACCAGCCAAAGAUUUUGCAGUGCAAUCUUCUCUCAUUUGGGAGGUGUGGCAUCGUCGUGGUUCUUCUCGUGAAGAGGAGUGGCACAAGGGACCGAAAACUAUCCCCCUGCGCCACACAUUGGCGGUCUCGAUGAUGAUGGUCUUGGAGGAGCGCCUCACCAAGUUAGCCAACGCGGACACGGCUUCAGAUCUCUUUCAAGCGUGUAUCCAGCAGAAUUUGAUCACCAAGGAGAAGACAAUGCCGAGCGAGGGUUGCAUUCCUGCCAUGGGGAAUGCUGAAACGUCACCAGAUUGGACCCAGAUCUUGCAAAGCCUACCUGACGUGAAGCAACAUGGACCGCAGCCUGAAAUGUGCGUAAGCACGCCAAUGGCGCUGAACCUACGACAAGCCUCCAAAGUUGUCAAGCGCAGUCUCCUUCGUGCUCAGCGCCGUGCAGAGUGUUUUGGAAUGACCUGGUACCGUGGCAAGUGCCUGACCCUUGCUGACUUUGCAAAGAUGGGGAUGCCGCCGACGUAUGCAAUGGCACAGGCUCCGAGAAUCCAAGAUGUUAUGAGCUGUCAUAGCCAUAAUAAACCCAAAAAACGCCUUACGUGCCUAAGCUGGAACGGUGGGGGCCUUGCCUCAUCCAAAUUGGACGAAAUCAAAACCUGGCUUUGUUUGCAACAGGUCCAAGUAGCAGUUUUGACCGAGACCCGAUGGUCCUUCCAGUCCACCUGGAGUGACAAUGCCUGGCAUCACAUACACAGUGCAGAUCCCAAUCACCGUGGGUCGGGGGUCCUGAUCCUGAUAUCCAGAUCGCUGUGCCAUUCCAAUGACUUGCGCUGGAACGAGAUCAUCCCAGGUCGGCUUGUCCAUGUGCGUGUCAUGAAUGCAACCAGAAAUCUGGACAUCUUGGGAUGCUACCAACAUGUGUACAAGAAGGAUAAGGAGCAACUCCAAAAAAGGGACAAAUUCUGGCAGACGCUGGAAACCCAACUGACCAUGUUACCUGGACGGAACACAGUUGCACUCAUGGGAGACUUUAAUUGCUCCCUGCCCACUUCCGCUGGCGUGAGUGGUCCCAGCUCCUACACCUGGAACCAGCAGCAGGCCGUCGGGCAUGCAAUGCAGUUGAGACGCCAGAGAUUUGCAGAGACAGUGCAGGAAGCCCAUGCUGCAGCCUUGCAUUUUGACACCAGAAAGCUGUUUGACAUUAUCAACCGAGUCCCCUUUGACAUUGGUGAGUUAGCUUCUGCGUUGAGUAGGCGGUCCUUGGGCUGCUCAUUCAGAUUGCUGCUGCCCAGGCAGAUGCUGAGUUCCGAUGCUGGCCCAUCUGGGCGUUUCGUGCUGGCAGAUCGACCCAAGACCCGCUGGCCAAAGUGGCUGCCCAUUGUAGAAAACCUCACAAUUUACGCCGACGAUUUUCAUGUAGGAGGUGUUUUCAGGAGUUGUCAAGACCUUCAACUUUUAUUAGAGUGCAUUGGUAUGCUCUUUGAAUUGCUGGCUGAAUUUGACCUGAGCCUGAAUCCACAGAAAUCCGUGGCCAUCCUGCACAUGACUGGCUCCCAGAGCCGCAAAAUGCGUGCCUUGCACACGCAACGAGAUCAGCAUGGCGAGAGGAUCAAAAUCCCGGUUGGCAACACUGUGACAUUGGUGCUACAGCCUGGCCCAGAUUUCUGCCUCCAGAAGCCUGCUGUGCUGCCAAUGAUGUCCAGCACUCCAUCUCAAAGCAGCCAGACCCAUUCGACAGGCACACGCCUCUUGACAGCAACCGACCUGGACCUCUUGCGUAGCAAAUCCUGGGGCGACAGUGUUUUGCAUAUGAUUGCCACUGACACUUUGCACAAUUUGGAACAUGAAUGGGAGGCUUGCCAGUACCUCUCCAAGCAAUGCUUCCUUUGUGGAUUGCAGCUGUCACGUACACAGGACAUGAACCUUCACUAUCGCACUGAACAUGCUGCGCACUGGACCAAUGUACCCAGCAAGGCAAUGAUGCUCACCAACAUUCACAGUUCUGAAAGCCCUUGCCCACAUUGUGGGGGAUGUUUCAGAAAGCACCAGUGCCCAGUCUGGACUCAAAUUGCUGUCAUUGUCUUGAACGGCGGAGGACUGAUGCAGCCUGAACCCAUGGAAGUGGCACCAACGCACCGUUGCGACAUCUGCUUGGCACCCUUCACAGAUGCUGCUCAGCUGACACAACAUCUUCAGGAACAACAUAACUUGGCAGGCAUUUCCUUCAAUGUAGCCAGAGACAGCUUGAACUCUGAGGCGGCCUGUGCCCACUGCGGCUCGGUACAUACCUCGAUGGAGGGGUUGCGCACUCACAUAACCAGAGGCCAUUGCCCCAGCUUCAACCCUGAAGCUACUGCCGAGACCACUCCGAUCACGAAGGACUGGCUGGACAUUUGCCUUCAUGGAUGUUUGCUUGAACAUUUGCAGCCUCCAAUGCGUAGGCUCCAGUUGAGCAUCCGGUGCCAACAAUGUGCACAGGCCUACACCCGUGCUGGUGACCUUGCCAACCAUCUCAUGACCUGCCAUUCGAGGCAGAUUGGUAUGAUGUUCCACCGCCUGCAGAGUGGACUUUUCAUGCCGGUGCAGAUUCCUGAUGCUGUCAUACAUCAGAUGGUGCAUCACUCAAUUCCUGAUGACAUCAAACAGAGAAUUGCUCGAGUUUUCAUUGACCGCUCAUUUUCAGACUUGUGGACUGACCAGGCCAUGAAGCAGAUCCUGCGCUCCUGGUGUGUUCUGUGCGGCCAAGAACAUCAUCCAGGGUUGCUGUGCAGACACCUCCAUGAGGCCCAUGUCAUUGGUCACCGCUUUGCUGAUUUUUACAAUGAAGCACUGUUCCCAAUCUUGAUGCAUGAGAUUCAGCCUGACCACUGCUGCACGUUAUGUGGACAAAUUUUCAACUUGCCAGCUCUGACACCUUCAGAUGCCUCUGCAGCAGGGAGAUUGGAACUGGUUCAAGUCCACCUACGUGGCAAUUGCCCGGGCGACUUGGUCAUGAGUGGUUGGGACGAGGGAGCCUUGGGACAGAUCAGAGACACAUUCCAGUUUCUUCAGCCGAUCUUGGACAAGGGCCUGGCACUGACACCAAAUCCCAGAGCACCGAAGCAGCGCCGCACAGAUCAACAAAAGGGGCAACAAGCAGAUCCAGAUCAGCCCGAGCACGACCCCCAGUUCAACCUGAUGAGAUACCUUCAGCUUCUGGGGCUGAUGGCUCUGCGUCAAGAACACAGCUUGAGCGUCUUGCAAAGCACAGACUCUUUUAUCCUCUUCUUCCAGCCGGAGGAGGGGGGAACACUGCAGGGGCUCAUUGCCGAGACCAAGAAAUGGACGCAACAACGCCAACAGGGACCCCAGCAGCUCCAAACCCCGCUGAGACAGCACCUGAGCCAAUGGAUGCUGACAGACUUGCUGAACCGUGCCACCAAGGUUUCGAAGUGCAAGCAAGGGGACCCAGUCCUCCAGGCUUGUCUGGACAAGAGGUUGCUGCUGGAGGAUCUGAGCUGGCCGUACCUACGUUGGAAUGCGGAACAAAAGGCUCUGGUAGUGGACAAGAAGAAGUCUGUCACAAUGCCGAAAAUGCUGCAGCACCUGGAGGAGCUGAUCCAGGAUUUCCGGGAUCCUGGCCUGGUGCUCAAGUUCCAGAGCCUGCAGACGAGCCAGGCCCAAACAGAGCGCCAGACCCUCCGAGCUGCUGUUGGAACUUUGCCACUCCUCCAUCUGGCUGCUGAUGGGAGCAACACUGCGACCUCACUCACCCAAACCGAGCAGCCUGGCCACCCAGGUAAGGAACAUGAUGCCCAAGACAAAGGGCCAUGGGAAAGGCAAGAACCACAACAAGACCCGGGGCACCGCUUGACUGAGUCUGAGAUUUGCUCUCUGUGCAAUUUGGCUGUUGCACUGACGUUUGCAAAUGAUAGCAAUUGGUGUUUUGCCAAUGUGACGCUGUAUUGCCUUUUGUGGGCUUUGCUUAGCCUGAAGCCUGCUGAUGCCUCUUCCUGGGGACCACGCUUUGAGCACUUGAUGCAACUUUUGCAAAACAGUUUGAAUCAUGAAGUUCAAUUGAUUGACCUUCCUUGGUUUGCACACCUGCUCAAAGAUUUGGGGCGCACACCUGCCCAGCAGGACUGCAGCGAGUUUGUUCACAUUUUGCUGCAGUGGGUUUCAUCACCAGCAAUUGACAUGAGCUGGCAUCGACGUUGCGAAACAGACGCGGGCACAAUUGUAUCAGAUCAAAGCCAAGCAUGCAUGCCAUUGUUCUUGCAAAUCCCUGCAAACCUUGCAUUUCAGACCAAUUGCACACUUGAAGAUUUGCUGCAGCACUGGUGUCAGGUUGAUGGGAUGAGAGCCGCAAUGCUGCAGGCUGCCAAGAUUAUAUGCAUUCACGUGGAUAGGCUGGUCUCCACCUCCGGACAGAUUGAGAAAAGCAGUUGCGCCAUUGAUGUUGACACUGGAAUUGCAAUCCCGCACUUUGUUGAGGAUACAUUGCACCAGGCAACAGCAGAAUAUGUUUUGAUUGCGGCUGCGGCCCAUUUGGGCAUUGACGCCGCUGGCCAUUAUCAGGCGAUCCUUAAGGUACAACCUGCUGUGAUUUCCUCCUCCUGCGCAGUACAAUGGCUGAUCACUCAAGAUCAUUGCAAGCCAAAACCUGUUUGGGAAGUUCCAAAUACUCUCAAACAAAAUUUGAAUGUGUUAUGGCUCAUGCGUGCAGACAGCUUGCGACUGCCGGGAUAUCAUUGCGACACAGAGACCACUGUGAUUGAACCUGAAGCAGAGGAGGCACUGGAGGAGAACCUCUUAAUGCUGCUUCGAACAUCCACUGCUGAAACAUCGAUUGCGCCAUCCAGCACCACGACGUGA